Molecule: messenger RNA, 2149 nt
Organism: Zalophus californianus (California sea lion)
Lineage: Eukaryota; Metazoa; Chordata; Mammalia; Carnivora; Otariidae
Gene: METTL25B
Product: ribosomal RNA adenine dimethylase domain containing 1
Exons: 8
Coding region: 553-2007 (484 amino acids)
Biological process (GO): rRNA modification
Molecular function (GO): rRNA (adenine-N6,N6-)-dimethyltransferase activity
Source: RefSeq, a predicted model, not a curated record
AGCCUGAUGCGGGGUUUGAUCCCAGGACCCUGGGAUCAUGACCUGAGCCGAAGGCAGACACUUAACUGAUUGAGCCACCCAGGCACCCCUCUCCCCUUUUUUGGAUGCAAACUUUUAAGAUCUAUGUUUGCCAACUUUCAAAUACGCAAUACAGUAUUAUUAGCUACAGUCACUCUGCCGUACAUCUCUGUGAUCUAUUUAUUUUAUAACUGCCAGUUUGUACUCUGACCCCCGCAUUGCCACAGCUGCCCCCCUCCAGCAGGUACCGCCUGGCCUUUCUUAUCUGCUGUUGCGAAUUUGUCGUUCACGUCUCAGCUCAAGAGCCAGCCCCUCAGACAAGUCUUCCCUGUUGCGCCCUCGAAGUAGCAUUCUCUCAAACUCCAUCAUGUUACUGUUUCGUCAGGGUUUUAGUGUCUAUGUGGCAUUUGAUGUUACCUGAAAUUACCUUUUUUAUGUAAACUUUGUGAGAAGAAGAAUCUUGUCUCUCUGGUUCCUUGUAUCCUCUGCGCCUAGACUAGAGCUUGGUGAGUGACCAGAGCUCCAGAGUGGGUGAUGAACAAACGCAUGAAUAAAAACGCAUUCUGUCACAUACAGUGUCUGGCACGUAAAGUGUCCGGUGCACAUAAUGGUGGAGUGUUAAAUGGCAACGUGCUGAUACGACAGGCCAGUCACUGCACUUUUGGGGAUGCCCAGGAAUUCUUCACGGACGACCUGUGGAGAACACUCCCUCGCUCAUGGCAGGAAGCACUGGACGGACUGAACCCGCCAGAGCUGGCCACACAGCUGCUGGGGAUGCCCGGGGAAGGGGAAGUGGUCAGGUACAGGUCGGUGUGGCCACUCUCUCUGCUGGCCCUGAAGUCCACAGCCUGUGCCCUGGCCUUUACCCGGACACCUGGGUUUCAAACCCCUUCCGAGUUCCUGGAGAACCCCAGCCAGAGCUCCCGCCUGACAGCUCCAUUCCGGAAACACGUGAGGCCCAAGAAGCAGCACGAGAUCCGGAGGCUGGGAGAGUUGGUGAAGAAGCUGAGUGACCUCACAGGCUGCACCCAGGUUGUGGAUAUAGGUUCAGGCCAGGGACAUCUCUCCCGAUUCAUGUCCCUGGGGCUGGGGCUGAUGGUGAAGAGCAUUGAAGGGGAUCAGAGACUGGUGGAGAGAGCCCAGCGCCUGGAUCAGGAGCUCCUGCAGGCUCUGGAGAAAGAGGAGAAGAGGCACCCACAGGCGGUCCACGCGGGCCCUCGCCACUCGCCACACCACGUGGUUAGGUGGGUGGAGCCCACGGCCCUGUGCGAGGAGCUGCUGCUUCCCCUGGAGACCCUGCCCCAGAGUGGGGCCCGCUUGCUGCUGACAGGGCUCCAUGCGUGCGGGGACCUGAGCGUCGCCCUGCUGAGGCACUUCUCCUGCCCCGAGGUGGUGGCACUGGCCUCGGUGGGCUGCUGCUACAUGAAGUUGAGUGACCCCGGCGGCUACCCGCUGAGUCAGUGGGUGGCCGGGCUGCCGGGCUGCGAGCUGCCCUACCGGCUUCGGGAGGGAGCCUGCCACGCCCUGGAGGAGUACGCCAAGCGGCUACAGAAAGCGGGCCCUGGCCUCCGCACCCACUGCUACCGUGCAGCACUGGAGACCGUCAUCCGGGGGGCCCGGCCUGAGCUUCGGCGGCCCGGCGUGCAGGGGAUCCCCAGGGUCCACGAGCUCAAGAUUGAAGAAUACGUGCAGCGGGGGCUCCAGCAGGUGGGGCUGGACCCCCAGCUGCCGCUGAAUCUGGCUGCCCUUCGGGCCCACCAGGCCCAGGAGAACCGAGUGGUGGCCUUCUUCAGCCUGGCCCUGCUUCUUGCCCCACUAGUGGAGACGCUGAUUCUGUUGGACCGGCUGCUCCACCUUCAGGAGCAGGGCUUCCAUGCUGAACUCCUGCCCAUCUUUAGUCCUGAGCUCUCUCCCAGAAACCUGGUUCUGGUGGCUACGAAGAGGCCCCUGGGUGAAGCCUUCUCUCUUCUAGAGACUGAACACAGCUGACAAACCCCAUCUGAGACCACCCAGGCAUCACACUCACCCAGAGAACCACCAAUCUCUAUCCCUGGAACCCUGAUUUCUCCAUGUGUUAAUGUGAUAUGAUGUAAAAAUUUAUUUUUAAUUUAUUAAAUAAGUGAAAUCUUCA